AUGUCCCACUUUCAACCGUCCCCUCAACCCCGCACUGCACGCGUCACCCGUGUCACCGCUGUCGCCGCUCGACAUGUCCCCGACUCCGAUUUCGGACCGCGCUCUUCCGGCCGCCACCCACAGGAUCACAACCUGCUCGUCUCAGAGCUCCAGUCGCUCAUUGUCGAGAGCAAGCGCCGGAACCCCGAGGUCAAAGAUGCAGGCGAGGCCGCUCUCGAGAUCUUGCGACCAGGACCGCAGCCGCGCGAGGUGUUGGUAGCCCGCGCAGAAACGCUGCUCGCACCGGUGACGCUCGGCUGCAAGACGAAGAAUGCCAAGAUUGUCGGUAUUAGCAUCGCUGCUCUGCAGCGCCUUGUCGCGCUCGGCGGCGUGCCGCUGGCUUUAUUGCCAGACGUGCUUUCAACGCUGGGACACGUCGCGGGUAACGCGGUCGACAUCCAGCUCAAGAUCCUGCAGACGCUGCUGAGCAUCCUCACAUACUGCAAGGACAUGCACGGGGACACGCUUGGCACGGCACUGCUCCUGUGCUUCAAGCUGCAAGACUCGCGCGUGAGCGUCGUGAGCUCGACGGCAGCAGCGACGCUGCGUCAGGCGAUCAUGGUCGUGUUUGACCGCGUCUCCCUCGACACGGCCCAGUCUGAGACGACCGUCCCUCUCCAGCUCGCCACCGAGCCUCCCUCCACGGUCGAGGUGUCACCUUCGGCAAUGGACGCCUACAGUAUCCUCGCCGACCUGUGUCUCCUUACCUCCCACACUCCCUCCGGCUCUGGCCUCUCCCUCUGGACUGCCGCGGAGAAGGAAAAGCCCCGCAUGCUCAAGCUCUCGUCCCUCCAGCGCACGUUUGGUCUCGAGCUCAUCGAGUCAAUUCUGAGCGGCUACGACAGCGUCGUGAAGAAGCACCCAGAACUCCUCUUCCUCCUCCAACACAACCUUCACCCUCUAAUCAACCGCAUCCAGAGCGAAAAGCCCACCUUUCCAGUGGCUCUGCGCAUCGUUCGCCUCAUCUACGUCCUUAUCCGCAACUAUCACGCCGAGUUGCCGACAGAGGUCGAGCAGUACCUUGUGUGGCUCAUUCGUGUGGGUGUCGGCGAGCACGACGACGAAAAGCACGACAAGAAGAAGAAGGACGCCCACAAGGACAAUGUCGUUCCGUGGCUCCACGUCCUUGCCCUCGAGAUUAUUAGGGGGAUUGCCAGUGACCCAGCCUUACUGCGUGCCAUCCAGGCCCAGUAUGACACGCCUGACGGACCCAAGCUCUUUGUGCGCAUUGUCUCCGCACUGAGCCAUUUCCUCAACGAAAAGCCGCAGCUCCUCGGUGCCGGCGCUCAGAUGCACGGCCUCGGCGUCCCGCAUACCGUCAUGAACCAGCACGCUAAUGCCGGAUAUCUCGACAUGGGUAUCGGCAUGAUGGCGUCGGCCGCCAGCGUCGGUGUGUCGGCCGUGGGUGCCAUGGUCGGGUCUGGGCAAGGCGGUGGUCUUGGACAACACUCGACAAUGAAGCAACGCCUGAUUGAACAGCACGACAAGGCUGAGGCACCAAUCGUGCCAGAGACGUACCCGUACCUGCUUGCCGUGCAGUCGCUGUGCGCUAUUGCCGAGAGCAUUGUGGCUGGCGCUGGCGCCAAGGAGACAAACGACGCCGCAAGGGCGAUGGCCGACUCGGCAUGGCCUGCUCUCCUGGCCAGCUUGUCCUACUGCAUCUCGACCGACCUGUCUGACCAGCUCUUUGCUGAGGUUCUCAUUGCCUUGCAAGACUUUACAGUGGCAUGCGGCACCCUCGACCUGGCUACUCCCCGUGACGCCUUUCUCAACACUCUGGCACGAUAUGCAGUCCCGCCACCGGUUGUCUCAGCAAUGCAGUCAUACAUCGACCCUCCGACAGCCAAGAGUGCAGGCGUAGCCGAGACCCUUAACGCGUUGACUGGCGGACCAAGCGGCCCACCAUCACUGUCGGAACGCAACCUUGCCUGCCUCCGCAGCCUCAUCACCGUCGCCCAGCUCUUGGCCAGCAGCCUGGGUCCCGGAUGGCACGACGUGCUGGAGACCCUGCAGAAUGCAAACUACCUCCUCUCUAUGCGCAAACCCACAAAGCGCCCCACAUCGGCUGCCGUGACGACCCCACCGGGAGGCUCUGGUCGGUCGUCGGCUGACAUUCCCGGACCAAAGCCCGACGCCCUCAAGGACCUCGACGGCGAGAACAUUCAGAACGCCGUCGGCGUGCUGUUCGACCGAUCUGUGGAGCUGGACGACGAAGCCUUCACCGUCUUCAUCACAGCCCUGUGCCGCUUGAGCGCUGAGAUGAUUGGCAUGGACGUUGGUGUUGACCUGACCGAGACGCUGGGGGUCGCACAGGACAACAGGCGGCGUACGAGCGGUAUAACGGUGUCAACUAGCAUCAAGUCGGGUGAACGGAGCUUUGGUCUGAGCAAGUUGAGAUUGGUCGCAGUGCUCAACCUCGGACGGCUCGUGGCGCAAGAUCCCAUGGCAGGCUGGACUGCAGUCACGCAGCACCUUCUCGCCGUCUCGCGUCAUGUCACUGCCCCGUCCGCGAUCCGACUCCAGGCCUCCGACACGCUCGACGAAAUUCUCCUGGCGUCGUUGCGUACAACCCACGAGCGUCGUGUUCAGCACAAUGUCUUUGACGUUCUCGUCCGCCAAGUCGACCCCAACCCGAUCAGCAGCACGAUCACGACUGACUAUGACGUUCGAUCGUCGGGAUACCAGGCCUUGAACCAGAUCCUAGAGUCGUCUGGCCAUUCGCUCGAGGUUGGAUGGCCCACGAUCUUUGGCAUGCUCAACGACGUGUGCAAGCGUCCCGAGGUCACCCCCGGUCAACCUCCAGCCAACAUUCACUCGGCCCGCGGCGACGCCAACUUGGUGCGCAUCGCCUUCCCCUCCCUCACUUUGAUCUGCACGGAUUUCCUCUCGGCACUCGACCCCGAUGCGAUGCGCCAGUGUAUCGCGUGUCUAGGAUACUUUGGACGCCAGCGCGACGACGUCAACAUUACGCUUGCGGCUAUCGGACUGUUAUGGACCUUGUCCGACGCUGUGCAGGGCAACUCGAAGGACCUCUGGCUCUACCUCCUCACCGAGCUUCUUGAGCUGGCCCGUGACCCACGCCUCGAGGUCCGGAGCAGUGCGAUGCAGACGCUGUUCCGUUGCGUCGACCUGUACGGCGCCAACCUCAGCCCCCAGCUGUGGGAGGAUGUGUUCUGGAAAGUCAUCUUCCCUCUCCUUGAGACCAUGGGCCCCGAUGAGAGCCAGGUUCUCGCCCUCACGUCUGUGGGAUCCAUCUUUGGUACCUUCCUCCCGCAAAUCUCGGCCCUUCCAUCGGCGACAAAGGUGUACCAGAGCCUCCUGGACCGGCUGGAGAAGAGCUUUAUCGCCGAGCCCCGCCCUUGCUCAACUGCCGCGCUAAAGGUCCUGGAGCGCGUCCUCGGUGUCACAAAGCGCAAGACGCCAUUCCUCGACCCGACAUGGGACACGUUCCGCGCCAUGGGCGAUGCUCUCGAGUCGGGUGAGCCUUACACCCAGGAGAACCUCGUGGCCCUCGUGCGCGUCGCCGCACGCCUGCACGACCUGCUCGAGUGGAACGACGAGCGCGUGCACCAGCUCUCGACCAUCCUCCGUGCCGUCGUCGCCUACUCGCGUUCGCCAGACUACCGCCCGGACGUGGACGCCAUGUCGCCACUGCAAGAGGCCGUGGCCGAGCUUGUCGCCAAGUCGAAGCACUUUGGCCCCUCGCUUGUGCUCUCUGACCUUGCCGAGUUUGCCUCGUUGGCAUACAUGGGCGAGUCGGGUAGCAAGGUGACAUAUGUCGCACUGUCCAAGUUUGCCAUGCCCCGCAUGGCCGAGGUGUUUGAAAAAGUGGCCAACACAGACGCGCUGUACGACGACGGAACAGUGGAAAAUGUACUCGGAGCGUACGCACUGCCCAUCAAGCUCAAGUACGACUGCCCGCCGCCCAGCAAGUUUGGCUCCGACCCGCCACUGUGGCGCACGGCCAUGGGCACGUUUGUGCGCGUGCUCGAUCUCGUCAUGCCGGCCCUGGAGACCAAGAGUCUCGGUCCGGAGCGGUACGCCGCCAUCUGGGCGCAGGUCAUGGACGUGUACGCCGGCGUUCUUCUGGCCGAGCAGGACGGCGCCGCCGCGAGCGACGACGAGGAGUUUGUGCUUCCCAUUCUGGACCGGAUCCGUGCCGCCAUCUCGCCUCGGCUCGCCGACGCCCGUGUGCCCGGCCACGUCGUGUCGGGCUACGCCGAGACGCUGCGCAAGGCCUCGGUGCUGUACCACUACGACGUGCGCGCCAACGGUGGUACGACGGCGCCUGUCGUGCCCGAGUCGUACGAGGCGACGCGGUACUGGGCGUUUGACCAGCUCGUGGCGAGCGCAUCGAAGACAGCAGACGGGGGCGCGAUGGAACGACGCGUCGCGGCCAUGUUCACGCCGUCGGUUCUGAAGCGGUUUGAGGCGACGUUGAGGCAGUUCCUCAGUGACGCAAAGUUGCGUGGGUCCAUGCCGUUUUCCAGGGUGCGCGAAGACGAAAUUCUCUACGUGCUCCGACACCUCGUCACCAUGACAUUGUGGGAGGGUUCCAACCCGACGACAGACGGGGCCAGCACGCCACUGGCCAGCGCGGCCGCGGCAUCCCCCCGCGCCCACCUGUUCCAGUACUACCUGCUCAUCCUGGAGAUUGCGUUCGUGCCCGCGACCUUGCCGAGCAUGUGGAUCCGGCCCGACGAGCACGCGCGCCUGUUUGGGCUGGACGGCGACGGCGCCGAGGCCGACGCGCCCCGCGACGGCACCGACUUGAUUGAAGUGAGCGCGCGCGACCUCGCAAGGAGGGCGUUGGCGCUUGUGGGCGAGGAACUGCGCCUGAGUCCCGGCAGCACGGCAACGGCCACGGCAGGCUCGGCCGCGGUUUAA
Messenger RNA from Apiotrichum porosum, 4926 nucleotides. RefSeq lists its product as uncharacterized. The transcript has 3 exons. The coding region runs from base 1 to 4926 and encodes 1641 amino acids. The record is from RefSeq and is a predicted model, not a curated record. Lineage: Eukaryota; Fungi; Basidiomycota; Tremellomycetes; Trichosporonales; Trichosporonaceae.